This is a messenger RNA of Funneliformis geosporum, 1449 nucleotides long. The record is from the annotation of a GenBank genome assembly. NCBI's taxonomy places the organism in Eukaryota, Fungi, Glomeromycota, Glomeromycetes, Glomerales, Glomeraceae.
AUGCAUCAAGAUCUACAUUCAGGUAACAUACUGAUUGGUGAUAAUUAUAAUUACAUCGCUGACUUAGGACUGUGUCGCCUUGCCAACGAAAGAAAUAAAAAAAAAGUCUAUGGAGUGCUACCAUACAUAGCACCAGAAAUUUUGCUAGGCGAACCAUAUACCCAAGCCGCAGAUAUUUAUUCCUUUGGCAUAGUUGCUUACGAACUCUUGGCUAAUUCUUAUCCUUAUGCUGAUCUAAAGUUGGAUGAUACUUCUUUAGCCUUUAAAAUAUACAAGAAUCCUACUGAGAGACCAAAAAAAGAGUUAUUUAUUAACAUUAAUCAAAAUAAUGUUGAAUUCGCUAGCCAGGUUCAAGAAAUAGAAGAAGAAUAUAGUCAUUGGUCUCAAAAUACUCCUUAUUACAUUUAUUGUAAUAUGGUCACUACUAGUAGACCUAUAAACACCAAAGAAAUUGUCCAACUAUUUCAAAAAUCUAAAAAACGAGCCUUAGAACAAGAACUAAAAAAAAUUGAAAAAGAAAUCAGUCAACCCCUUACUGAGGAACAAAAAGAGUUAAUAAAAUUUAUAAAAGAUUUAGAAAAUUUAGAAGAACUGGAAAUAGAGGGUAACCCUAAAUUAAUUGAAAUUUUAGAACCUUAUGAUGAUUGGAAAGAUCAUCAAAAAGACCUUCAAGAAUCAAACAAAGACACUCUGGAGUUAUUAAAAAAUAUCCGAGUUUUAGAGAAAGAAAAAAAAUCUUUAAAUAUCAAAUAUACUGAAUUAAAGAAAUUUCUUAAAGAAAAAACUUUUAUUUUGCUCUCCCGAGAUGCCAAACAAGAAUUAGUAAAUAAAUUAGACAAAGAAUUUCGAGAAAAAGAAAAUUUGUUGCUUAUUCCAGGAAAAACUAAGGAACUAAUGUUGAGCACCGAAGAGGCCAUUAAAAGUGUAAAAGAGAUAAAGAAAGAUUUAGAGGAAGAAUUAGAUAAAUCAAAAACAAAAAUUAAGGAGUUGGAAAAAAGGUUGAAAGAAUUUCGAGAAAAAGAUACUUAUUAUCAAGAAUUAAAAAAAAGUGUCGAGCAAAAGAAAAAAGAAUUAGAAGAGUUAAAGAAUGUAGUUAUUACCAAUAAUCAAUUGAAGGAAGAUGAUUUAGAUGAUAUUUUAGAAGCUCAGGAGAGAGGAGAUUACAAAAAAUUAAAACGUGCUAGAAGAAAUUUAAUGAUGUUUGCACAAAGGAUUAGUGAACAAGAAAUCAAUAAUCUGUGUCAGUUACAAAAAGUUAUUGUAGAACUAGAAGUUGAGCUAGGAGAAACUGAAAAAAAACAAAUCUACCAAAUAAAUAUCAAUGGUGGAUACAAUAUCAAUAAUUUUGGAAGUAAGUUUUAUGACUCAUCUUUUGGAGGAAAUAUUAAUGCUGAACAGCAAGGGAUCGAAAAUCUAAUUGCCCAAAUCGAAUCUCUACCCAAAAACUAA